Dicentrarchus labrax (European seabass) is the source of this 2368-nucleotide messenger RNA. It is a transcript of the gene acp5b, whose product is annotated as acid phosphatase 5b, tartrate resistant. NCBI's taxonomy places the organism in Eukaryota, Metazoa, Chordata, Actinopteri, Moronidae. Bases 865 to 1857 code for a protein of 330 amino acids. The record is from RefSeq and is a predicted model, not a curated record. The transcript is spliced from 6 exons. Gene Ontology annotation, molecular function: ferrous iron binding; acid phosphatase activity; ferric iron binding. Gene Ontology annotation, biological process: bone resorption.
UUUUAUUAAGAAUGAACAAGAACAGAAAAGAAUUGCAAAAUGAAUUCAUAGUAAAAUAGAUGCAUGUGCUUCCACCCUAUGGUCAUAUGUUGAAGUACAGCACAUCAGACAGUACAUUUACAAAGUCAGUGCAAUAAAACAGUCUGAAACUGUUUUUGUACAGUGAUCAGUGAGGUCCGGACCCCAGAAACACUUCUCUCCAGUAGUGAGCCAUGUCUUGUUUCAUGAUUGGAUUUCGAUAUAAAAAUACAGUUUUUCAAAAAGUACUUAUAUUUGCAGAUAAUACAUACUUUUACUCAAGUAAGGUUUUGAAUGCAGGUCAGUAUUUAACUAGUGAUAUUGAUGCUAUGUCAGAUGAGUUGCCUUGCAUGUGCUGUUGGAAAUAUUAAAUAAGUUCACGGUAUAUUACUUGAUUUGGAAGUGUAGCAAAUAACUACAUGCACAUUUGUACACACAAAACACCUUGCACCCCCCUUUUUUUUUGUUGAGGAGCCAAAACCUAAGACUUCUACUACUAAAAUUUAACGAUAAAAUAAUCUUGAUUCAGAUUUCCAACUGAUAGAAUAAAAUUCAAUCAAAUGUAAUAAAUUCAGAAUCAGCGACAGAUGAUGAAGGACCUAGCUGUACAGCCUUUAUGCCUUUAUGUAGUGCUCAACGGAGAGAGCAGUCUGUCAUCUGUACCUUCAGACCUUUCUAUUGUCCCACCUGCUAUGACUAGUGCAAUGAGUAACUCAGGUUGAUCAGCUGAUAUCCUGUUUUUCUCGCCCGGGCAGAUACAGGAAGUCACAGCGCUGCUGCAGAAGAGUUUUUUUCACUUUUAAACGGUGUGAAAACGAACAAGGUGGUGAAUCACACUCAAGAGUUAUGGACAGACUGAAGUGUGUGCUGUUGGUGCUCUGCUUCCAAAGCUGCUGGCACCUGCUUCAAACUCUGGAACAAGUGUUGUGGUCCCCAACAGCUGCUCUGCGUUUUGUGGGGCUUGCGGACUGGGGCGGCGUUCCUUUCCCUCCAUACUACACUUCUCAUGAGGAGGCCGUUGCCACAGAGGUGGACCGGCUGGCUCGGACGGAGGGGGUGGACUUUGUCCUCAGCCUGGGAGAUCACUUCUACUUCAGUGGGGUCAAGAAUGUGGAAGACCCCCGCUUUAAGCACACAUUUGAAAGGGUUUUCUCUCAGCCCUCUCUACUGGAUAUCCCAUGGUAUCUGAUUGCUGGAAACCACGACCACAUGGGCAAUAUCUCAGCUCAGAUGGCUUACUCUAACACGUCCCACCGAUGGAAUUACCCAGGUCUCUACUAUGACCUCCAAUUUACUGCCCCACACACAAACAUAUCAGUGAGCGUCCUGAUGAUUGACACUGUAGUGUUAUGUGGAAACACCUACGACCAACCCCAGCCUUCAGGACCAGAGGACCCCAGAGCAGCAGAGGAUCAGUGGAACUGGAUCAGGUCUAAACUGGCCAGCAGCAGGUCAGAUUACGUUCUGGUGGCUGGUCAUUAUCCUGUGUGGUCCAUUGGCCAUCAUGGACCAACAUCCUGUCUGGUCAACAGACUGAGGCCCCUACUGAAGAAAUACAGAGUCACUGCCUACCUGUGUGGCCAUGAUCACAAUCUGCAGUUUAUCAAAGAGGAUGAUGGGAGCUCAUAUGUAGUCAGCGGGAGUGGGAGUGUCAGCGACCCUGCAACCAGUCACAGGGACAGUUUCCCUCUGUUGUGGCAGCUCUACUCCAGUCCUGUCAAUCACACAGUGGGAGGACUUGUUUACUUCCAGGUCACUGAGCAUCAGAUGAGGGUCAGUUUCAUGCAGACAGAUGGGAAAUGUGUCUACCAAGCAGAGCUGCCAGCACGCACUGUCUGAGGCUCCUCAUCAGUCUACAGUUAUGUUCUGUUAAAAGCAUGAUCCAACCCAUUCUCCUCUCCUGUUCCCUCAGUUUCUUCAGUAUGAUAACUGCCUCCUAUAGGAACAAACUCAUACGUAUCACACACAGCACCUCCAAAAUAAUUGGUCUCCCCACCCCCAACCUCUCAGACCUCAACAACAAAGCCAUCACACAAAGAGCACACAAUAUUGCACCAGACUCCAGGCACCCCCCUCACCCCUUCUUCACAUUGCUUCCAUCAAGCUGCAGAUACAGAUCCCUGGCCUAGAAACAGGCUCGCUAUGGCAAGAGUUUUUUGUCCCUUCUGCCGUAGCAAUGCUCAACAAAGCACCUUGGUAGCCAUCAUGUGUAAAUAUUAUGUGCUGUUUUUGGAUGGUUAUGUUGUGUAUGUAUUUUUGUGAGGUUAUGUAAUUGUAACAACAAAUUUCCUGGAAAGGACAAUAAAUAAUGUCUUAUAAUAUAUAUUAUUAUUUGACUACUGCUACUUAA